Messenger RNA from Cydia amplana, 978 nucleotides. RefSeq names its product galectin-4-like. The record is from RefSeq and is a predicted model, not a curated record. Gene Ontology annotation, molecular function: carbohydrate binding; galactoside binding. The coding region runs from base 205 to 963 and encodes 252 amino acids. The transcript is spliced from 8 exons. Lineage: Eukaryota; Metazoa; Arthropoda; Insecta; Lepidoptera; Tortricidae.
AGUUAUUUGACAAUAGGAAACAAAACGCGCUGUCAUAUGACGUGAUAUUGCUAUGACGCAUACUUCAAUUGAAAUCGAAAACUGAAUUAUUUGCGCUGUAGGCGUGCCCAGUGUGUAAUUUUAAGUGUAAAGUAAAUCCCUAAUAGUCGUUGUACAGUCGUGUUAUAUCAUUUCCGUUGCGCACCGAUAAAAACUAAAAAAAACAUGGCUAGCCCACCCAUCUACAACCCCGUCAUUCCAUGCGUGCACCCUAUCCCUGGGGGGAUGUUCCCGGGCCGCAUGAUGCGGUUCCAGGGUAACGUGCCGCCGGGCGCUCAAAGAUUCGCCAUAAACCUCCAGUGCGGCCCCAACACGGACCCGCGCGACGACAUCGCGCUCCACCUCAACUUCCGGUUCGUGGAGCAGUGCGUGGUGAGGAACCACCUCACGGCCAUGUCUUGGGGCAUGGAGGAAACCAGCGGCGGCAUGCCCCUGAGCCAGGGGGGCAACUUUGAGGCGCUGCUGCUGUGCGAGCCGCAAUCCAUCAAGGUGGCGCUGAACGGCUUACACUUCUGCGAGUUCCCGCACCGCAUACCUUUCCAACGCAUAACUCACUUUACCAUCGACGGCGACGUGAUGGUCCAACUGGUCGCCUUCGAGGGGGCGCAGCCACCUCAACAAGUUUACAUGGCGCAAAGUCCACCGGCGUACGGCUCGUACGGCGCUCCGCCGCCGGCCUACGGCGCUCCCGGCUACGGCGGGGCUCCACAGGGUACACCACCAGUGAUGUACGACUCUUACGCGCCAGUUCAGCAGCAGCGCAGCGGUAUUAGCACUGGCGCGGCGGUGGGGGUCGGCGUGGCCGGGUUGGCCGCCGGCGGUCUCGCUGGUUACGCUCUCGGCGGCGGGUUCAGUAGCGACAGCCCACCACGGGAGGAGGUAUCAGUCGCCGAAUUCGGAGGUGGCGAUGAUUGGAUGGAAUAAAUAUAAAACAUACAU